Molecule: messenger RNA, 1629 nt
Organism: Parathielavia appendiculata
Lineage: Eukaryota; Fungi; Ascomycota; Sordariomycetes; Sordariales; Chaetomiaceae
Product: mitochondrial distribution and morphology protein 34
Exons: 2
Coding region: 1-1629 (542 amino acids)
Biological process (GO): phospholipid transport; mitochondrion organization
Cellular component (GO): ERMES complex
Molecular function (GO): lipid binding
Source: RefSeq, a predicted model, not a curated record
AUGGCUUUCAACUUCAACUGGUCGCCUCUGACGGCAGACGCGGGCUUCUACAAGCGCGCACGCGAUCUCCUGACGACGGCCCUGAACAAAUCGCCGAAGCCACCCAUUAUCGUCGAUGACAUUAUCGUGACCGAGUUCAACCUCGGCUCCGUGCCACCCGACCUGGAGAUUCUCGAGAUUGGCGACUUGGCCGAGGACCGUUUCAGAGGCAUUUUCAAGAUGUGCUACUCGGGGGAUGCUUUCUUGACGCUCAAAACGAGAGUUCAGGCAAACCCUCUCAAUACCUACCUCUCAGCCAAGCCAAGCUUCACAUCCCCACAGCCACUAGCGGCCGCAUCAAGCCUCACAAUACCGCUUCAGAUCACCUUGUCCGAGAUCAAGCUAUCAGCAUUCAUCAUCUUGGUCUUUUCCAAACAAAAGGGGUUGACAAUAGUGUUUCGAAAUGACCCCCUCGAGUCUCUCAAGGUUUCGUCGACGUUCGACUCGAUCCAGUUCGUCCGCGACUACCUGCAACGAACCAUUGAGGGCAAGUUGCGCGACUUGAUGAUGGACGAGUUACCUGCAAUCAUCCAUCGACUGUCACUCCAGCUCUGGUGCCCGGAUCAGAUUGUCAAAGAGGACGAAGAGCCGAAAGAGGCGGAUGAGCAUGGCGUGAACCCGCUAGCUACACCGCCCCAGGAUCCCGUGGAUCUGCAUGGACAUGUUCUCGACCCUGCCGCGAUAUCAGAGCUCUCACUUGAUGGAGGGCCAGAAGCGCAACUACUGUUCUCGCAGAAGACCCUGCUCCGAUUGUCGGACAUUACCAAUGCUCAGGUGACAUCGUCCUUAGACACCUCGGCGCCCAAGGACGUCUUGUUCAGGGCCUGGGCUGGACCGGACAAGGUUGACGCAACAAACACGCCACCGCUUUCGACGCCGAACCUUGUCAGAUCGUCAUCCUAUGCUAGUGCUCAUACCUACACCUUCUCAGACGGCGGCAGCCAGGACCACGGUUCCCUCCCGUCUAGACCUUCCAUGGUUCACCUAAACUCCGCCACCGCGGGCUUGUCGCUCGGCGCAGGCCGACACAGCAAAGCCGGCCGAAAAAAGAAGACGCGCGUUGUUAAUUUACGCCGCAAGGCUGAGACCGAGGUCAAUAGCGAGCAGGGAGAUGAGAGUUCCGAAAUUGCCUCCACCGCUCCGCCCAUGUCAGAACCGGUUAUGCCCCAUCCAAUUCUGGAGGUACCCGAGGAGGAGCCUGUCUCAAGCAGGGUGCGCUUCAGCCGGUCGUCGGAUCUCCAACAGCCUCGGAGAUCCUCCAUGCGGGAGCCCUCCAAGAACACUGAUGUGCCUAUCCCUUCUGUCCCGAUCAAUGGUAUCGCUCCUGCGUCACAGCCAACCGUUCAGUCGUCCGAGAAGCAGGCGAUCACCUCACCUGCGCCUAUCGCGGACGCUAUUCCUACCGAUAGCAAAGCGGAAUGGAGGCGGUCACGGCCCAUGUCGGACACGUCGUCCGUCAUCCUCGAGCAGGCCUGGAUCAUGAAGAUGGCGGGCGAGAUCGCGCGCAGGGUGUACGACGAGAAGAACCGCAAUCCGUCAUUCUGGGAUGAUCGGGACGACGCCCCUCCACCUGCGUAUGAGGCGCGUUGA